CUUGACAGACCUGCAGCAUCUGGCAGCGAGCGUUUAUUUAAAAAAGAAAAAAAAAAGUAUAUUCAAGAAGUUUGUGUACUUUACCUUUUCUCGCUGCACACAAUGCAGACCGACAGCCUGCUGCACGUGGCCAACUUCAGCACUUUGUUCCUCUGCAUGGUGCUCAAGUUCCCGCAGAUCUUCCUGCUGAUGAGAGCCAAGUCCUCCUCUGGAGUCAGCCUCAACAGUCUGCUCCUGGAGCUGGUCGGGUUUGUUGUUUUUGUGACGUACCAGAUGUACUAUGAUUACCCACCUCCAACAUACCUGGAGUACCCCAUCCUCAUCGCUCAGGAUGUCAUCGUUCUGCUGCUGAUCCUCCACUACAGCGGUAACCUGCGGCAGAGCCUCGUCUACGCCUUGCUCUUUGUCGGAGGCUGGCGGCUGCUCACGGUGGACAAGCGGAUCAUUGACCUGGCCAUGAGCCUGUGCACCUUCAUUAGUGCAGCCAGUAAGUUCGCCCAGCUGCAGUGUCUGUGGAAGUCCAGGGACGCCGGACAGGUCAGCGCCCUCUCCUGGGGUAUGGCCACCUACACAUGUUUCGCGCGGAUUUACACCACGGCGGUGACGACUGGAGACAUGCAGGUUCUGGUGCGGUUCGUCGUCAUAACUCUGCUGAAUCUGUGGGUGCUGCUCACCGUGCUUUACUACCAGAGACGCGGCGGCGGCAGCAGCGCAAAGAAAGACGACUGAAGCCCCUUCAGUUCCCGGAGCUGGCGGAGCCGUCACCGCUCUGACAGGACGUCACUGUUGAGUUUUUACUGUGGACACAAGCCAAAGUGUAAAAACACGAGUGAAGAGUGACAGUUGUUCUAUCAGUGGGUGCUGAUGGUUUAGAUUUCAUUUUACCUCAUUUCUCUUCAUAACAUUCCAGAAACCCAGUGCUUCCUCAAACUGUAUAUGUGAAAGAAAAGGCCAAGCCAAGAAUAUCUCAGACCUUCCUGCUCAGGACAACAAAAACUGUGUUUUCAAUUCCCUUUGUAUAUGUGAACUUCUACUCAAAGCUGUUUUAAUAAACCA
Molecule: messenger RNA, 1056 nt
Organism: Salarias fasciatus (jewelled blenny)
Lineage: Eukaryota; Metazoa; Chordata; Actinopteri; Blenniiformes; Blenniidae
Gene: slc66a3
Product: solute carrier family 66 member 3
Exons: 7
Coding region: 103-729 (208 amino acids)
Source: RefSeq, a predicted model, not a curated record